Paralichthys olivaceus (Japanese flounder) is the source of this 7142-nucleotide messenger RNA. It is a transcript of the gene chd1, whose product is annotated as chromodomain helicase DNA binding protein 1. The record is from RefSeq and is a predicted model, not a curated record. NCBI's taxonomy places the organism in Eukaryota, Metazoa, Chordata, Actinopteri, Pleuronectiformes, Paralichthyidae. Gene Ontology annotation, cellular component: chromatin; nucleus. Gene Ontology annotation, biological process: nucleosome organization; regulation of transcription by RNA polymerase II. Gene Ontology annotation, molecular function: histone binding; DNA binding; ATP-dependent chromatin remodeler activity.
CGGUCGUUACGUCACUGCCCGGGGUUUCCUAGUGAAGUGAACCCUACGGCGUCAUGGCGGAGGCCGGUUGUCGGAAGAGCCUGGAUUGAAAUGCCAGCUUUCUACGAUCGCAGUUGACCGACGAGCACCGCGGUUUGCUUACAUCUACAACAGGAAAGGGGACUACUUGAUUUUUUGGAAGGAGGGGAAGACCAACAUUGCACCAGUUUCACCGAACUGAGUCGUCCGGGGCUGCUCUCCCUAACUGGGAGAUAGCUAGCUAGCGCAAGGUAGCGUUAGCUGCCAGCAGCUGCUAGCUCACUGUUUAAAUAAAAGAAGAAAGGACCCCUGAAGUGGAAAAGCGAAUUUGGACAACUAUUUUAUUGGAGUUUCACAGUUUAACCACGUGGAACAUAGUACUACAGGCUGUCAGGGGGAAGUCUAUAUUUUGGACUUCAACAUGGCUGGACGCAGUGAGGAUGAAAGUGUAAGCAACAGCAGUGGAGAAUCAAGUAAUUCUGAUGAUGAGUCUGGUUCUGGAUCGGGGUCUGCAUCCGGGUCGGGCUCAGGCUCUAGUUCUAGCUCUUCCAGCAGUAGCAGCCAAUCAGGAAGCAGUGACUCAGGAAGUGGCUCAGACUCUGGCAGCCAGUCCGACUCUGACACAGAGAAAUCCAAGGAGAAGAUAGAACCACCAAAUAAGUCAAACAUUGAUGGAGCUGAGUUCUGGAAGUCCAACCCCAGUAUUCUAGCGGUGCAGAGGUCUGCUAUGCUCCGAAAACAGCAGCUUCAGCAUCAGCAGCAACAGCUUCAGCAAAGACAAAGCUCCUCAAAUAGUGGAUCCAAUGAGGACUCAUCAAGUGAUGAAUCUGAUUCAUCAAGUGGAUCCAAAAGGAAAAGAAAUUCAGGUUCCUCUGACUCCGGAUCAGGUUCUGGAUCUGGGAGUGGUUCUGGAUCAGACUCCUCAGCAGAGGAGAAGAGUGAUGAAACGGCAUCAGACUAUGAGCCCAGUCACAAAAUGAAAAGCAGAAAACCUCCAACCAAGAUGAAUUUUCGGAAUGGGAAGAAAAGCAGCUCUCAGAAGAAGAAGAAUAAGAAGUGCUCUUCUUCUGAGGAUGAGGAUGAUAACUACAAGAAGGUAGCAUCUGCAGGACCACGGCGGCAGGCCACAGUCAACAUUAGCUACAAAGAGGAUGAGGAACUUAAGACAGACUCAGACGAUGUAGUGGAAGUUCUGGGUGAAGAUGUCCCACAGCCUGAGGAAGAUGAGUUUGAAACGCUGGAAAGAGUGAUGGACAGCAGGAUCGGAAGAAAAAGAGCAAUAGGAAGUGUGACCACUGUAUACGCUGUAGAAGCAGACGGGGACCCUAACACCAACUUCAAUCCCAACAAAGAGGCCGGUGAUGUCCAGUAUUUGAUAAAGUGGAAGAACUGGGCCCAUAUCCACAAUACCUGGGAGACAGAAGAGACACUCAAGUUGCAGAACGUCAAGGGCAUGAAGAAACUGGACAAUUUUAAAAAGAAGGACCAGGAAAAAAAGAAAUGGUUAAAGGCGGCUUCACCAGAGGAUAUAGAAUACUUCAACUGUCAGGAAGAAUUGAUUGAUGACCUGCACUCUCAGUACAAAAUAGUGGAAAGAAUCAUAGGUCAUUCAAAUCAGAAGUCAGCGGCUGGUUAUCCAGACUACCUGUGCAAGUGGCAGGGUUUACCAUACUCGGAGUGUAGUUGGGAAGACGGUGCCUUGAUUGCCAGGAAGUUCCAGAAAUGCAUCGAUGAUUAUAUGAGCCGAAACCAGUCCAAGACCAUUCCAUCCAGAGACUGCAAGGUACUCAAACAGAGACCCAGGUUUGUACCCAUGAAGAAGCAGCCAUCUUACAUAGGAGGUGAUGGACUGGAGCUCCGAGACUACCAGCUGGACAGUUUAAACUGGAUGGCCCACUCCUGGUGCAAAGGCAACAGUUGUAUCCUUGCAGAUGAGAUGGGCUUAGGGAAGACCAUCCAGACCAUCAGCUUCCUCAACUACAUGUUCAAUGAACAUCAACUAUAUGGACCUUUCCUGCUCGUUGUGCCUCUCUCUACACUCACCUCCUGGCAGAGAGAAAUCCAACUCUGGGCGCCUCAGAUGAAUGUUGUGGUCUACCUGGGAGACAUCAGCAGCAGGAACAUGAUCAGGACACAUGAGUGGAUGCAUGUCCAUAGCAAGAGACUGAAAUUGAAUAUCCUUCUCACCACAUAUGAGAUUCUUCUCAAAGAUAAGUCGUUUUUGGGCAGUGUUAACUGGGCAUUCAUUGGUGUGGAUGAGGCACACAGACUGAAGAACGACGAUUCCCUCCUCUAUAAGACCAUGAUGGACUUCAAGUCCAAUCACAGGCUUCUGAUCACAGGAACACCGCUGCAGAACUCACUGAAAGAGCUCUGGUCCCUACUGCACUUCAUUAUGCCUGAAAAGUUUCACUCUUGGGAGUUAUUUGAGGAGGAGCAUGGUAAAGGCAGGGAUUCCGGCUACACCAGUCUGCACAAAGAACUGGAGCCUUUUCUAUUGCGCAGAGUCAAGAAGGAUGUGGAGAAAUCCCUUCCUGCCAAAGUGGAGCAGAUCCUCCGAGUGGAGAUGAGCGCGAUUCAGAAACAGUAUUACAAAUGGAUCCUGACCAGGAACUACAAGGCUCUUAGUAAAGGUACCAAAGGCAGCACAUCAGGUUUCCUGAACAUCAUGAUGGAGCUGAAGAAGUGUUGUAACCACUGUUACCUGAUCAAGCCUCCAGAGGACAACGAGUUCCUCAACAGGGCCGAAGCCUUGCAGCACCUUAUCCGCAGCAGUGGGAAGCUGGUUCUGUUGGACAAACUUCUGGUGCGUUUGAAGGAGCGAGGCCACAGAGUUCUCAUUUUCUCCCAGAUGGUACGGAUGUUGGAUAUCCUUGCUGACUACCUGAGAAGCCGACAGUUCCUCUUUCAGAGAUUAGAUGGCUCCAUCAAAGGAGAGAUGAGGAAGCAGGCGUUGGACCACUUUAAUGCAGAGGGCUCAGAGGACUUCUGCUUCUUGUUAUCAACGCGUGCGGGUGGUCUGGGGAUAAACCUGGCAUCGGCUGACACAGUAGUCAUCUUUGACUCAGACUGGAACCCUCAGAAUGAUCUGCAGGCCCAGGCCCGAGCCCACAGAAUCGGACAGAAAAGACAGGUGAAUAUCUACCGUCUGGUGACUAAAAGCUCAGUGGAGGAGGACAUCAUUGAGAGAGCGAAGAAGAAAAUGGUGCUGGACCACCUUGUCAUUCAGAGGAUGGACACUACAGGCAAAACCGUGCUCCAUACUGGUGCUGCUCCCUCGAGUUCGGCACCUUUCAAUAAGGAGGAGCUUUCUGCCAUCCUGAAGUUUGGUGCUGAGGAGCUUUUCAAAGAGCUAGAGGGAGAAGAGCAGGAACCCCAGGAAAUGGACAUUGAUGAGAUCCUCAAAAGAGCUGAGACCAGGGAGAAUGACCCUGGACCCUCGACAGUGGGAGAAGAGCUUCUGUCACAGUUCAAGGUAGCCAACUUCUCCAUGAUGGAGGAUGAGGAAAUAGACAUUGACUCUGAGCGUAGUCAGCGGAGUUGGGAUGACAUAAUUCCUGAGAUGCAGAGGAGAAGGAUGGAGGAAGAGGAGAGACAGAAGGAGCUGGAAGAAAUCUACUUGCUGCCACGUAUGAGGAAUUGUGCCAAACAGAUAAGCUUUAAUGCUGUUGAGGGCCGACAGAGUAGGAACAGGAGAUACUCUGGGUCCGACAGUGACUCCCCCUCAGACCGAAAGAGGCCAAAGAAAAGAGGGCGGCCCAGGACCAUCCCACGAGAAAAUAUCAAGGGUUUCAACGAUGCUGAGAUCAGGAGGUUUGUUAAGAGUUACAAAAAAUUUGGAGGACCACUGGAAAGGUUGGAUGCCAUUGCUCGUGAUGCCGAACUUGUAGAUAAAUCUGAGCAUGACCUGAAACGAUUGGCAGAGACUGUUCACAAUGGCUGUGUGAGAACACUGCGUGAAAAUCCCUGUGGACCAGACAAGAACUCAGGAGGCAGAAGAGGGAAAGUAAAAGGCCCAACAUUCAGGAUCUCUGGUGUCCAGGUAAAUGCCAAGCUUGUUAUCUCCCAUGAGGAAGAGCUGGCUCCACUCCACAAGGCCAUUCCUGCUGACCCAGAGGAGAGAAAGAAGUACAUGAUUCCAUGCCACUCGAAGGCAGCGCACUUUGACAUUGAGUGGGGGAAGGAGGAUGACUCCAGCCUGCUCAUAGGAAUUUAUGAGUAUGGUUAUGGCAGCUGGGAGAUGAUUAAGAUGGACCCGGACCUCAAUCUCACACACAAGCUCCUCCCAGAUGACCCUGACAAGAAGCCACAGGCCAAACAACUACAGACCAGAGCAGACUACCUCAUCAAGUUACUGAGCAAGGACCUGGCCAAAAAAGAAGCACAGAAACAAGCAGGGACAGCCAAUUCACGGAAGAGGAAACCAAGAAGUAAAAAAAGUAAAACUCUGAAGCCGACAAAGACAGAAGAGGUGAUAAAGAGUCCAUCCUCAGAUCCCCCGUCAGACAAGAGAUCAGAUGAUGAGGAUGAAGUUAAGGAGGAAAAGGAGAUGGCACCAGUAAAACCACUGAGCAGACGGGCCCGAGCAGACCGGGUGGUGCUGAAGGAGGAGGAGGAUGACGACGAUGACGACGACGAUGAUGAUGAUGACGACAUCGACGACGGCGACGAUGAGGAGCCUGAGCAGGAGGAAGUUUCUUCAUCAGGGGAGAUGGAGGUCAAAGAAAAAGAGAUAAAAAAAGAAGGCAAAAAGGAAAAGAAGGAGGAAAGUUGGGACAUUAAAGAGAUUAAGGAGUCAAAAGAUAAAAAGGACACAAAGGCGCUGGACUCAGUUAAACAAGAGGAGACUGUUGAAAAGAAUGAAGUAAAAACGGAGGCCAGAGAACGGACAAAGAAAGCCUCUGAUGUGCCAGUUCAUAUAACAGCAAGUGGAGAGAAUGUGCCAAUUUCUGAGGAGUCAGAGGAACUGGACCAGAGGACCUUCAGUGUAUGUAAGGAGAGGAUGCGGCCAGUGAAAGCAGCCCUGAAGCAGCUGGACAGGCCGGAGAAGGGGCUGUCGGAGCGCGAGCAGCUUGAACAUACAAGACAGUGCCUCAUACAGAUCGGGGACCACAUCACUGAGUGUCUGAAGGAGUAUUCAAAUCCUGAUCUGAUCAAACAGUGGAGAAAAAACCUUUGGAUAUUUGUUUCCAAAUUCACUGAGUUUGACGCAAGGAAACUACAUAAACUGUAUAAGCAUGCAAUCAAAAAAAGACAAGAAAAUGCCCAGGCAAUGGAACAGAACACUAGAAGUAUAAACACGCAUGGCUAUAAACAUGCAGAUAUUGAAAGGCUGAAGGAUAACUCUCACCAGGAUGAGAGCAGCAGGGACAGCUACAGCUCUGAAAGACAUCAGGCUACAGGUCGAUACCACGAGAGCAGCAGCAGCAAGGAGAGACACGGCUCCGAGUCCCACAGAAAGACAGCAGGAGGGGAGUCAAGGAAAAGACCGUACUCCUUCAGCAACGGCAAAGACCACAGAGACAGAGACCACUACAGACCAGACAGCAGAGACAGAGACAGACAGGACAGAUACUACAAUGACAGUAAGCACAGGAAGCUGGAGGAGUUCCGCAGCAGCAGAGACCACCGGCUGGACAUGAAGGAUUAUUCCCACUCCGACCAGCGCUCCUCCUACCGCUACCACUCAGACUGGCAGACUGAGCAGCGAGCCUCAGCCAGCGGGCCCCGCUCUCCUCGAGACCAGCGCUCGCCCUACGAUGGGCGCUCACCCAUGGGGCACCGCUCACCUUUCGACUACUCGUCAGACCACAAGAGCACACCCGAGCAGAUCUGGAGCAGCCGCAAGACAUAACAGGAGCUGCCUGGGUCUGCUAGUAGCAGCCAUAGACUCAGCAAAUGCCUUACAAGGACUGUGGACUCCAACCUGAAGCAGUUUGAAGCACUGUGUAUCAGUCAGUUCAGCAUGACUGUCAUCUCUACGCUUCAACUCAUCUCGGAAACCUGGGAUGAGAACGCCAGGGCGUGCUCAAACCAGGUAGCAGAUAAAUAAUCAAAGCAUAUUUUUCUAUUUAAGAGUUUAAAGCUGCAUUGUUGUGUAGGCCCGACAGCAUGCAGCACAUCGUUCUUUGUUAUUUUUAUAAACUUUUUUAAAUUCUGGAAAUGGACACAAUUGACCCUGAGUGCUGCCUCAUAUUCCCACCAACCCAUGACACUGGAUCCUGUAUUUGACUGUUCUCUAUGUUUGUCUGUCUCUGUCCCUCUCUCAUGCAUAAUGUGAUUAUCAAGCUUAUUUAAGUGUUAACUCAGUGAUAAGUCAGUUGUCACAUGAAUCACAUUGCAGGUUGAUGUAAAGGUUGAAUCCAGUCUGGGCUCAGGCUCACCACCUGAAGUACCUCAUUUACAGCAUUUCUCAUUUCCUCAGUUUGUUUUCUUUUUUCCACCAGGUGUGAAUUAUUUAAUAACAUAUCUUAGCUGUAAAGAAUUACUUGGAUUUCUUUUUUUAGAGCAACUUGUAUCAUUUUUUUCUUUCAGUAAUACUGUUGUAAAUUUUUGUAAAAUAGUAAAUCAGUGGUCUUUUUCCUCAGGCUUUUUGGAUUUAUUAUGACUCUACUUUUCCCCAUCAACUCAGGCUUUUUUGUCGUUCUACUCUUGACUUUAUGUACAGUAGUUCUUCCCUGAUGAUGCUUUCAGAAUGUAACUUUUGGUAAAGGGAAAGUUCUUAAACGAUACUCAGUUUUAUUCUCUAAUUCUUAGUUCUUUUUUCUCAGUGAAAUCAGUGAGUUGGAAGGAACUGACUUUUGUAAUCAUGGUCUGAAGAAAGACAGUUAUCUUCCAAUAGAAGCUCCUGUUAGAUCUUAAAUAAUCUUUUUACAUGAUUUUGUUUUCAUUUUAUUUUCUGUGUAGGCAAUAAUAAUGUUUCUAUGCAGCCAAGUAUAUUUGUGGUGAACCACCCAACUGAAUGAAGUCACUGUUACAGUUCACACUGUUGUACAUAAAUUUCCACUAUUUCAAAAAUGAAUUUACACUGAAAGUGCAUGAAUUUUUAUGAACUGUUUUAUAUAGUUGUUUAUGAAGCCAUUAAAAUCAAUCAGUGUACUCACUCGUACCAACUCUUCAAAAAA